UCGGAGCACCAUUGAUUUGCGCCACGAUGGGCUUGUUUGGGACGAUGGAGGUUUGCAGUGUGCUGGUUGAUGGUGCGAUUCCAUCCUCCGAGUCAUCCAAGCGAUCCUCGCAGGACACCGCCGAUGGCUCUGGACAACCUUGCUCGGUCCAUUUCCAAGUGCCGACGGCGAGCUCCGCUCGACUUGGAGGAGCACUAGCGCUGGUCUUGAUGCAUAUGUCUUCGCCGCUGCCAUCGGAAUGCUCUGGUGGCUUUUGGUCUGGCGAUUGUUCGGUCGUGGGAACGGAUGGCUCGUGGCGCUCGCUCCCGACUCUCGAGAGUUGACUUUGUCGCAGCACAAUAUCGCCCGAAUACUCCGAGAGGCGGUCGGGCACGUAGGAUAUAUCUCCGUUGUCGGUUGGCUCUGGGUCUUCAUCAUGGCAAGCCAUCGCUACAGCGGUGUUGAGUUGGGCACGAGUCAACACGUAAUCUCCAGCACCAUCCCAGCCAGCCGGAACCGCUGGCGUAGCGGUGGCCGGGGGCUGCCCAUCUCCGGCAUCGACAUCGACUCCAAGACCAUGGAGUAUUGUCAUGUGGGUACUCUCGAUGACAGAUGUUUGCAGGUUGGCCUCGCAUGGCGCUCCGGAUUCAAUGCCGAGGCCUUGCAGAAUUGUCAGCUGCUCGUGGGUGGGCUGGAGCAGCUCGGAUGGCUGGCGGGUGUGGCCGCCACCAACUUCAUCCUCGGUAUCGCUCAUCGGGACCGGCGGUGGCGAGCCAUGCGCUAUCGGUGUGAGAUGGGACAUUUGGCCCGAGGCCGAAGCCAUGAUUUGGUCGAUCUCGGCAAACAGGUCAUCGGUAAACAUGGCGGCGAGGGGAUGGGUGCAAUCUGCGCGAUAGGUAUGCCGUCAGGUCCCGGCCGAUCGUUCAAGCUGCCGCCCAACGCCCCAAGACGAGAUGGGAGCAGAUUGCCGGUCUUGUUCCUGUGUGAGAGACGGUGGCUUGAUUGAUUGCUGGCCGAGGAUGCCAUCUUGCUCUGAUUGCGUGCUGCUCUCAUCCAGAGUAUGCGUUCCUGCUUUCGACCCAGGCCGCCGGCGUUUGCAACGACUCGGUGCUGUUUGUCAUGUCCGUGCCCUCCGGAUCCUGAGCGGCGAUCGGCAGGCUCGCUA
Polychytrium aggregatum is the source of this 1144-nucleotide messenger RNA. RefSeq lists its product as uncharacterized. The record is from RefSeq and is a predicted model, not a curated record. NCBI's taxonomy places the organism in Eukaryota, Fungi, Chytridiomycota, Chytridiomycetes, Polychytriales. The annotation marks the transcript as partial. The transcript has a single exon.